This is a messenger RNA of Staurois parvus, 321 nucleotides long. The record is from the annotation of a GenBank genome assembly. NCBI's taxonomy places the organism in Eukaryota, Metazoa, Chordata, Amphibia, Anura, Ranidae.
AUGCCUGGCAAAGCCACUAUGGUGACCUUCAAAGCCCCUCCCUUGUUCAAGGUGGUGCUGUCAGACCAGAUGGUGUUUGAAGGCCAGGAAGUCAUUCUACGAGUACAUGUAGAAGGGGAACCCAAACCUAUGAUUAGCUGGUUAAAGAAUAAGCAGCAGCUGAAACCAGGAGCUAAAUGUCACAUGGUUGAGGAGGAAGACGGGAUCUUUGCACUCCACAUCUCUGGGACUGAUAAGAGGGACACCGGUUUCUAUACCUGUAAAGCAAUAAAUGAGUAUGGGACUAAGCAAUGUGAAGCCAAGGUGGAAGUACGAGGUAAG